CCUGCUGUUAUACUCAGCUUCCCGAAUGAAUCGACCAAUCAAACCACUCCUCACACAAGAGUCCUUCCUUCAAGCUCGCUAGCGGGAAGCUGCAAUCGAGAAGUGUACAGCAGGAAUGAAUGAUAGAUGCAGUCACACGCCUACCAUUGCAAUCAAAUGAAAAUGACGCUGUCCCGAGCUGAAUAUAAAGAGAUCGUGCGAUGGACCGAUCAACUGAGACCCACGCGCCAAUGUAUGAAGACGCUGAAAGAAAGAUUCCCAAAGUUUCUGUAUCGGCCUCCGUUAGCCAAUGCUUCGCCAUGCAGCGCCUGCUCAUCCAGGAAUCGAACAGCGAGUCACUCGCAGUCCACUCUUCUGAGCAUCUUCUCCCUGGAGUACCAGAAACGAACCAAACGAACUUUCUCAAGACACCAUGCACCAGAAGUUAUCGACGGCCACUACCAGAGGCACUGGCCAGAGUCAUCGAGUAUCUAAGUGGAGCAAAAGCACACCCCGCUGCUCCCGUGCUGCUGGAAUUGGCCAAUAAGGCGGAUCUGUCUCCUGCACUGAUGGCUCGUAUCAUCCUGGAAAGGUUCCUUCAGGGCCCUGAGGGUGAAAUGCGACCCCGGUAUGGAUCUGCGUGUGAAGCCUCUAAAACCGUCCUCAACAGCAUGCUGAAGGAGCCGUCAUUAAUUCCAGACCCCAUUUUGGCCAAAAACAUCUACCAGUGCACAAUAAAUGACUGCUGUUAUGGACCGCUGGUAGACUGCAUCAAACACGCUAUUGGCCAAGAGCAUGAGGUGCUCCUCUGUGACAAACUGAAGGAGAGGAACCUUUCUUUCCUGGAUGAAAACCAACUGAGAGUUAUGGGCUACGACAAAACACCAGAUAUCAUCCUGGAGGUUCCCAUUGCGGUGGAGGGACACAUCGUACACUGGAUCGAGAGCAAGGCCUCGUUCGGAGACGACCACAGUCACCGCACCUAUCUCAAUGAGCAGUUCUGGAGCUACUGGAACAGGUUUGGCCCGGGCCUUGUGAUCUACUGGUACGGUUUCAUAGAAGAGCUGGACUGCCAAAGAGACCGCGGGAUCCUGCUCAAAGACGGCUUCCCUGCAGACAUUGUCCUGUGCCACGCCGCCCAGCAGAACGGACCGCCACACCAGCCACAAUAAAGACACAAAGAGUGAGAAAAGCGACACAAAAAAAAACACUGGAGGUGGAAGGAAGGAGGCGGGAAGGGUAGGCGCAGGGGUGUGUACCUAGAUCCGGAAGCAAUUUGGCUUUCCUGCAGAGUGAGACGAAAAUCUGCCCUGAACUCCGCCUGACCCUCUGCCUCCGUCCGUCUCUCCCUUCCUCUCUUUCACUGCCCCAAAGCUGCCACAUGUAAACACACACCACCAAGCCGUGGAGCUGACAGCACAGGGUCAGAUUCAUACCUGUGUGCAAAAAAAAGAAAAGAAACACCAUCUCGGAGGCUUUCUCUGCGGCGGCGGUGGUCAGCUCCUGGCCCCUGGAUGGCCUCUCGCAACGGACAGCCCGGGUGAGAGCCAGGACCAAAGCAGGACAUUAGGCCCUUCCUUAUCACACCCAAAGCCCUGGCCUUUGUCACUCCUUCCUCCUCCACUCCAUGAGCAGAUAAGAGAGAGAGAGGCGGUCCAGGGCCGGGUGGAAGCCUGUCUCUCACCUGCGUCACUCAGUGCACUCUCUGUCACUUUCCUGGGGGGGGAAACAGGAUCGCUUUCUGAUUAAACAUGGCCUCAGUGUGACCUCUUCGCUUUACUUUUUAAAAUCCAGGGUUUUAUUUUUUUGUGCACAGUGGGUUGAGACACGGUUUCACAAAAAUUGUCGAUAUUUUCUACCUGCUUCUUGUGUGUAUUAUAUUAACUGUACUUGUCUACAUUUUGGUUUAGUAAGCUUUAGUCCGCUAUUCCACACUGUAAUGGUGUUACACAACAGUUGUUUUUCUCCUCAGCUGGUUUGCCUUGUGUUUCAAAUCAUACUUUUUUCUGUGUUGCAAUCAAAAGAACUUGACAAUUCAUCUGUUGAAUGUUUUUAAAAAAAAUUCUGCUUCACAAAUAAAAAUUAUUCUUUGAUAAUCAA
This is a messenger RNA of Gasterosteus aculeatus aculeatus (three-spined stickleback), 2079 nucleotides long. The record is from RefSeq and is a predicted model, not a curated record. Lineage: Eukaryota; Metazoa; Chordata; Actinopteri; Perciformes; Gasterosteidae.